This is a messenger RNA of Hypomesus transpacificus, 1410 nucleotides long. RefSeq names its product nephronectin a (gene npnta). Lineage: Eukaryota; Metazoa; Chordata; Actinopteri; Osmeriformes; Osmeridae. Gene Ontology annotation, molecular function: calcium ion binding. The record is from RefSeq and is a predicted model, not a curated record. Gene Ontology annotation, cellular component: membrane.
GUCUGUGAAAUUCAAAUGAUGUUUCAACCAACUUUAUUGUCCAUUCCAGAUGUGGACGAGUGUGCGGCCGGGCUGGCGGUGUGCCCCCGCUUCAGGAAGUGCCUCAACACGUUCGGGAGCUACAUCUGCAAGUGUCACGACGGCUUCGACCUGCAGUACAUCAACGGGAAAUACCAGUGCAUAGAUGUUGAUGAGUGUGCAGACCACAGCCCCUGCAGCAGCCAGGCCUCCUGCUUCAACACUCCAGGAUCCUACAAGUGCAAGUGUAAAGAGGGCUACCGGGGGCUGGGCCAUGACUGCAAAUCAAUCCCCAAGGUAGUGAUCGACCCCCCCAGACCAGGCCAGCCCCCACCCAACCACCACAACCACAUCCCAGAUUCCGACCGCAAAAGGACCACCACCACAGUCCGGACGGCGGUCACUACCAGGAGAAUCGCCACGACCACGCCCACGACAACCCCCCCAACCCCGCCCCCGAAGAAGAUAACCCCGCCCCCGAAGAAGAUAACCCCGCCCCCGAAGAGGAUAACCCCACCCCCGAAGAGGAUAACCCCGUCUCCACGGAAACCGGCAGUCCCCACGAAGAGACCCACCCUCAAGCCUUACGUGCCCCCCAGGUGGCCCCCGCUGACCCCAACACCCCCCCCCACCCACAGGGCGCCCCCGCCCCCCACCAGACCCCCGCCCCUGCCCCGCCCCCAGGCCACGCCCGUGGACAACAGCAUCCAGAAGGAGGUCACCAAGCAGAGGGGAGACGUACACAUCCCUCGUCUCCACGGUUACAACGGCGUGGUGGGGAUCGACCUGGACGUGGAGCUGGGCAACACGGCUGCCGAGGCGAACGAUGACGCAGCGGCGGGCUUCCUGAGCUGCUCCUUCGACGACGGUCUGUGUGGCUGGAUACGAGACAGAGACGGAGACCUGCACUGGGAGACCACAGACGACCCCUCUGGGGGCGUGUACCUGACCAUCCCGGAGGCGGGGGAGAAGAGGCGGAGUGGGCGUGGCGCUCGGCUGGUCCUGCCCCUGGCGGCGCCCUGGAACGACGGCAACCUGUGUCUGUCGUUCAGGAACAAGAUGGCGGGCCACCAUGUGGGGGUGCUGCAGGUGUUUGUGAAGAAGGGGAAGAGGUACAGCCCAGCCGUGUGGGGCCGGACCGGGGGCAGCGGCUGGAGACACACCCAGAUCACCCUCUGGGGAGCGGGCCUGGAGAGCGUCAUCCUGAAGGGGGAGCGUGGGCGGGGCAGGAGUGGAGAGAUGGCAGUAGAUGACGUCACGCUGACGAAAGGCUCCUGCACUGAGGAGCACAAUCUGAGGAGACACUGACACUAACCCCACACUGCCCCCCAAGACACCAAGCCCCCGACCUACCCCUGGCCCCCCCCAGACACCCUGCCCCCCCCAGACACC